AUUAAAGCUAGAGCGUAAUUAAAACAAAAAUUUGUUCAAAUUAAAUACUAAUAAUUAAAUAAUACUUUGUUGCACUGCGGCAAUGCAAAUAACAAUGCUGACGUCGGUUCUGCGAAUUGAUGACGUCGCGGUGCCUUAAAGGCGAAUACGUUGACAAAACGGAAAGCAAAACGAAAAAUAAACAACAACAACAAGGUCGUAAAUACAGAGGCAAGAGCAAAUAUAGUUUAUUUUUUGGCACAAUUUGUUUAAUAUAUUGCGUCUGUGUGUGCGUGUGUGUUUGUGUGCAUAUGUGUAUUUUGGCUAAAUAAAAGUUUGCAAUUGUGAGUGUGUGUAGCAAAAAAGAAAAGGAAAAUUUACAAAGGAAAGCGCCAGCUAGAAAAGCAUACGGUAAAUGCAGCGCCGCAGAAAUGUGCAGCAUAACGCUAAACGAAAUGGUCAAUGUGACGCAGCAGGACUUGCACGAUCUAUUAGAAGUUUUCGAAAAAAAAGCAUUCGAGGCGGUGGCCUUUGAAGAAGGCACAGCGGAGUAUGGCAUCUCCAAAAAAUGUGAAUUUCUGUUCAAGCUCGACUACAGCCUCAUUGAGCUGGACAACUCGAACGGACUGCUCAGCCCACGCUAUCCAGGACGCAUACUUAUACCCGAGUAUGAGCACGGCCAUAUGGCCAAGACACUAAUACCCAGCAAUGGCUCAUGCGGCACAGCGGCAUCGGCGACGCCACUGAACAGUAGCGUCGGCAGUAACGGCAGCAAUGGCAGCGCCGCUGGCGUUGGCAUACAAGCGUUUGUCACCUUUGCCAAUCCGCUGCAGACGGCGCAGCAGCAGCAGCAAACGUGCCAGCAGCAGACGCCGCAGCAAACAGCGCAGCCAGCGACGACGCAACAAAACACCAUCUAUGAGGAUCAAUACGAUAUACAGCGCAUGCGUGAGCUGGUCACAAUGGCGAAGUAUGCGCGCUGCAGGCAGCGCUUUGCCGUACCCGUGAUCAUGUAUCGCGGCAAGUAUAUUUGCCGAUCAGCGACGCUCUCGGUGAUGCCGGAGACAUACGGCCGUAAGGUGGUGGACUAUGCGUACGAUUGCCUCAGCGGUGGCAACUAUGCCAUGCCACCCAAUGGCGAGGAGAACGAUGCGGACAGCACGGAUGAGUCGCUCAUAAAUCAGAUCAACGAUCAAUCCCAAUCGCAGUUCAGCUAUGACGAGGUCAUCAAGAGCGAUAUACAGCUGCUCAAUGCGCUCAAUGUAUCCACCAUUGUGGAUCUCAUGGUGGAGAAUCGUAAAAUAAAAUACUUCAUGGCUGUUUCUUCCUCGGAGAAGGCCGAUCCAAACAAGCACUACAAGAGCUUCAAUCUAUUAUCGUUGCCGUAUCCCGGCUGUGAGUUUUUCAAAAAGUUCCGCGACAACAACUACAUGGCCAAGAAUCUGCAUUACAACUGGAAGCAGUCGUUCAACGAUGCUAAUAUUAAUAUACCCAAUUUGGGACCCGCCGCCGACAUCGACAUCAUCUGGCCAGAGUACCGUGAAUGGGAUUUAGUUUCCAUUACGCAGAAUUAUUUGCGUGCCACCCUCAAGUAUAUACAGGAGGAUAAUUCCGGAUUGCUCAUACACUGCAUCAGCGGCUGGGAUCGCACUCCACUGUUUGUGUCACUGGUGCGUCUAUCACUUUGGGCCGAUGGCCUCAUCCAUCAAUCGUUGAAUGCGCUCCAAAUGGCGUACUUUACGCUUGCCUAUGACUGGUACUUGUUUGGCCAUCAGCUGCCCGAUCGGCUCAAGCGUGGCGAGGAUAUUAUGUUCUUUUGCUUUCACGUACUCAAAUUUAUAACCGAUGAGGAGUUCAGCAUUGUGGAGCAUCGCAAGCGCACCAAGACUUCAAGCAGCAGCGGCAGCAGCGUUAUUGUCAUCAAGUCUGAUUGCUGCGACGAUGAGCCGCUCAAGGAAGAUUACAUACUGGCCUUUGAUCAAGAUAGCAACGAUAGCUACUCAAACUGUUCCAACUGUGAUAUGUCCAUAACAGAUAACUUUUAUGCUACAACAGCAGCAGCAGCAACAACAACACCAGCACCGACAGCAGCAAAUGCAACAACAACCGCAGCGCCCACUGUGCUUGUCAACCCGCUCACAAGUCGUUCACCUAAUCCCAAGCGCUCACGCACUAGCCCCAUAUCUGUGCCCGGCUCGAAUGCGCGUCAGCGUCAGGAGUCUACCUCAUCGAACGGCAGCUGGCAGGUGGUCACAGACACCGGCUCUAUAGACUCAAUGAUGAAUGGCAGCUAUAUGAUGCGUUUUGCGCCACACUUGCAGCAACAGCAGCAGCAACAGUUGCUGCUCAACGGCGACAACAUUCCCAUGUGCAAUGGCGGCAAUGGCUAUCAUUGCAGCACCAACAGUUUCAGUAACAGCAACAGCAGCAAUAGCAACAGCAAUGCCAGCAACAACACUCACGGUUUCCCCAAUGGUUCCUCCAAAGAUGCAGCCAAUCAUGCCACAAAGCAGUCCAUCAACUUACGCAAGCAACGUUUAAAUGCCGUGCGUGCGAUUUUUAUACAAGCAUAUGGAAAGACAAUUGGACUUAAAUUUAAGGAGGGCUCCUCAAUGAAUCUGACCACGUUUAUAGGCAAUUUGGCGGAUCAGCUAUUCUGAAUGCCAACUCUAUUGACUGUCUGCCUUGUUGAAAUUGACUUUGUUAGUUACGUUGUUAGUGCUGCGCUUUUUUUUAUUACCAUGGACUGUAUUUUGUAGGCAUGUGUUGCGUCAACUCUAUUGUUGUAUAAUAAUAAUAAUGAAACGAAACAUAACAAGUACAUGUUCCUUUCGCUACUGGCACCUGGAACGAACAUCCUAUAGACAAGCAUGCAUAGUACAACGUUCCCCAAGCCGCCUGCCCAGAAUUUGUUUCGGCAUAACUGUUUGUUUAAUGAUAAUUCGCUGAUUGUACAAUAGCUCUAAGUUAUAAUUUAUAGUAAUGUAUUUUUUAAAUAAACUUAUUGUGCAUUUGAUAUAAA
Messenger RNA from Drosophila busckii, 3001 nucleotides. RefSeq names its product myotubularin-related protein 14 (gene EDTP). The record is from RefSeq and is a predicted model, not a curated record. Gene Ontology annotation, molecular function: phosphatidylinositol-3-phosphate phosphatase activity. Gene Ontology annotation, biological process: dephosphorylation. Bases 411 to 2639 code for a protein of 742 amino acids. The transcript has 6 exons. Lineage: Eukaryota; Metazoa; Arthropoda; Insecta; Diptera; Drosophilidae.